Nerophis lumbriciformis (worm pipefish) is the source of this 228-nucleotide messenger RNA. The record is from RefSeq and is a predicted model, not a curated record. NCBI's taxonomy places the organism in Eukaryota, Metazoa, Chordata, Actinopteri, Syngnathiformes, Syngnathidae.
AUGGACAAGAGAAGCAGCCAGUAUGAUUCCUUCCUGUUCUGGAGGCAACCCAUCCCGGCGUUGGAUAUGUCCGAGCUGCGAGACCUGGGUUUGCUCGACGCCGGAAAUGAGUCUGUCGGACCAGGCCGGCAAGAGGAAGAGCUGAGCGAGUUCUCCUCAUUCAACUAUUGGAGGGAGCCCAUCGCUGACGUGGAUGCACUCCUCGCCGACCUCAACCUGCUACUCUGA